GAUCUUGGAGCAGAGCGAGAGGCUUCGGCAGCAGUUGGCCAGCGGAAUCGCUGACGAAGUUCAGGAAGCACUGGCCACGGUCCAGGGCCACGUUUGGCAGUUGUCCCAGCAUGCCACAGGAUGCCGACUGGUACAGCUCGCCUUGGACACCCACAUGGCCCCGCUGCUGGCGCGGGAGUUGCACGGCCACGUGCAGGAAGCUGCGGUGUCCCCGCACGCCAACUACGUCGUGCAGAAGGUGGUGAGCUCCCUGACCUUCGCCGCCUCCAGCUUCGUGGCCCGGGAGCUGCUGGGCUCCUGUGCUCGCCUGGCCAGGCACCGCUACGCCUGCCGCAUUUUCUGCCGCCUCUUGGAGUUCUGCGGUCAGCGUGACCUCACGCUCCAGCUCAUCGAUGAGCUUUUGGAGGAAUGCGAGGACCUUUGCCGCCACAACUUCGGGCACCACGUGGUGCAGAGCGUGCUGGAGCACGGCCACGAGAGGCACCGCAAGGUGGUGGCGGAUGUUCUGAAGUCUGACCUGCUCAGCUUCGCCAAGCACCGGAACGCCAGCUAUUUGGUGGAGAAGGCUUUGACCUAUUGCGCGCCCCAGGAUCAACACGCCUUGCUGGCGCAGCUGGGCCGCACGGAGGUCAUCGUAGACCUGGCGCGGUCCCAAUUCGGGUGCUACGUGGCCAAGAGCCUCUUGCAGGAUUCGCGCGUCGAGCGCGUCAAGGUCGAGGGCAUAAAUUGCCUCGGAAGGGGUUGGUCUGAAUAUAUUUGCAUCUUUCUUUUCUUGCGCUUAUGGGAUACUCUCAAAAUGGAAGCCUUCUUUUUACAUGGUUGGUUUCCGUUUGGUGGUUCCCUUAAAAGCAAACCCCACCCCACAGGCUUCAUGUCUGGAACAUGUACCAACUGCCGUUCUUGGCACACCUGCAUGGAGUGUUUGGGUCUUGUUCACUUAAACAUCAUGCUUAUCAGGUUCUGCUCAGCCACAAGAAGGAUCUUGGGGCUGUUGCUUACGAUAGAAGAGUUGAUUCCAACCAUUGUUCCACUCUCUACGAUGGGAAGUUGUCACUGGAUGAUUGAACUGGUAAAGGACAGAACCGCUGAGCGAGGAGUGUGGGGUCGACCACCGAAAGCGCCGGUCACUGGGAAAGCCCGGUACGUCCAAUUUGCUAAAGACAUUCUUCGCUUCCCCUGUUGGUGCAAAGGGACAUGGUCAUGA
This is a messenger RNA of Effrenium voratum, 1204 nucleotides long. NCBI's taxonomy places the organism in Eukaryota, Dinophyceae, Suessiales, Symbiodiniaceae. The record is from the annotation of a GenBank genome assembly.